Striga hermonthica is the source of this 212-nucleotide messenger RNA. Lineage: Eukaryota; Viridiplantae; Streptophyta; Magnoliopsida; Lamiales; Orobanchaceae. The record is from the annotation of a GenBank genome assembly.
CCUUGGGAUAUGAGCCGAGUCUUCAAUUGUGCAGCCGCGUGACAAUCGACGACCGCUGGAGCAGAACAUUGCACCGUCGAUUUGGGGCGCAGUCCACCUCCCAGUCCCUUCGCAAGCUGUCCGCCGGCCACGAUCAGCACCAGCCGAGGUUCCUCAGUAGCUACUUCGCUCCUAGGGCCGCCACUCGCGUCGCCGAGGUUAAUGCUUCGUGA